This is a messenger RNA of Eucalyptus grandis, 2034 nucleotides long. RefSeq lists its product as uncharacterized. The record is from RefSeq and is a predicted model, not a curated record. The transcript has a single exon. Bases 1 to 2034 code for a protein of 677 amino acids. Lineage: Eukaryota; Viridiplantae; Streptophyta; Magnoliopsida; Myrtales; Myrtaceae.
AUGGCUGAUUGGGUAGCUGCAUUUGGGAUCGGGCUCAUCUCUCAUAGCCAAAGCAAUUCGUUUGCUCGUGCAGCUGAAGUAGACAUAGCACUUCAGGCAUUUUGGGCCUCUUUUCUGUUGUUACAUCUUGGUGGUCCGGAUACCAUUACUGCCUUCUCUCUAGAGGAUAGUUCGCUUUGGCGACGACACUUGCUCAGUCUCCUCUUCCAAUUCAGUGUUGCCAUCUAUGUUUUUGUGCAAAUAUUUCCCAAUGACAAGUCACUAGUGAUCCCAACAAUGCUAGUGUUUCUUGCCGGGGUCAUAAAAAAUGUAGAGAGGAUAAUUGCACUUUAUCGCUCAAGCCUCUCGAGACUUAGGGAAGCGUCUCUUUUGAUUGACCAAGGAUUUAAUGCAAAUUUGAUGUUGGAAAGAGAACUCACAUAUCUAAAUUGUGAAUAUUCUCGUGAAGAAGAAGCAAAACUUGUCGAGAGCAUUGCGGUGAAGCAUGCUUACUACUUCUUUGCAAUCUCUAAAGUCUUCCUCAUAGAUCGCUUCUAUUCAGCUGAGGAACGCAUCACAAGCCACAAAUAUUUCCACAAAGUUUCUGCGGUGGAUGCAUUAAGGGUGAUAUCAAUUGAACUCCAUUUCAUGUAUGAGAUGCUAUAUACAAAAGCAUUAGCAAUAUGUUCCAAGUGGAGCUACAUUAUUCGCUUCAUAGCCUUCACUGAGGUUAUGACAGCUUUUGUCUUGUUCAAUCGUUUCAAGAAGCAUGAGCUCCCUAAACUCGAUGUGGAAAUUACCUAUAUCCUUCUUUUCGGAGGGAUUGCUCUUGAUGUGAUAACUCUCUUCACACUCGUUUUCUCUGAUUGGACUAUUGCUAAAAUCAUGCAAAACAAAACAAGAUCAUCUAAUAAACUAUAUUCAUUUCUCCACAAGUUAAUAACCGCCACGUAUGACCGGAGGAAGCCCCAAUACGCCACAUGUAAAAUAGAGCCUACCGCUGAAGCUACGUAUGAGUUCUUAGAUACACCAUUCAUAUUUCAAAGGUGGUCAGAAUCCAUUUCCGCUUGCACCAUUUUGUCCGAAAUAUGGGGAGAGAGUCCAAGAAAGAUGUACAAGUGCGAUCAACGCCAGGGUGUCAUCGCUUUUUCUGAUAUUUGUAGUCUUCCAUUCCAUAAGGCUGAGAAGAUCAUCUCUUGUUUCCAUGGAACUUGCAAAAUAUUCGUCGGAUCGAAAGCAGCAAUGCUUUUGGAUAUUCCAAGGUACACGUCCAAGAGUCCCUUAUUAAUUGAGUUAUGGAUCUUUAUCUUUGAGGAGGUGAAACGUAAAUCUGAAGAGGUACAUAGUCCAACAAAGAUGAGGAAGAUAUAUGAGGCUAGAGGUGAUAUGUUUCUCAAAAGUAAACCGAAGGGGGUCGAUUGCGAGAGACUUUUACAGCAUGUCACCAAGUCUACUUACGACACCAAUGUUAUAAAGUGGCAUGUUGCUACAGAAAUUUUGUACAAAAUAGACAAAUCCAGAGAAAAAAAUGACAAAAAGGAAUUCAGUAAGAUCCUUUCUGACUACCUGUUGUAUCUUUUAAUUAAGCAGCCUCAUGUGGCGUCCGCCGUGGCAGGAUUUGCCAAAAAUACAUUUUGUGAGGUGUUCUGGUAUUUAAAUGACAGAAUGAGUGGUGCCAAGGAUAUUGAGGCGCUAUACAAGGCAUUGUGGGAGGACUUUCCUGGCGAAGACAACCCGCUCAAGGAGUGGAUCGUAUUGGCCCGAAAGCUGGAAGGCUUUGGGGAAAUGAAGUGGGAGGUGAUGAGCGGAGUGUGGGUCGAGAUGCUGUCAUAUGCAGCAAGUCAUAUUAAGGGAGAGGUACAUGCGCAGGUGUUGAGCAAAGGUGGAGAGCUUCUUCCCUUCGUUUGGCUGUUGAUGACUCAUUUUGGUUGUCACUACAAACCUGAAUGGGGCACCUAUGAGGAUUUUUUGUUUUUGCCGGAACUGGAAACAGUUCUCCACGAUGAUAACGGAAAUCAAGAGGAAGAUGAUUCCAGCCCGUCUAUCAGUAAUUGA